Messenger RNA from Caenorhabditis auriculariae, 5973 nucleotides. The record is from the annotation of a GenBank genome assembly. Lineage: Eukaryota; Metazoa; Nematoda; Chromadorea; Rhabditida; Rhabditidae.
AUGAGUGAAGAAGCAUCUCAACCUUCUACCCGUGCACAAAGUGGAGGCGAAAAAAAGGAUUCUAAGAAGAGAACACAUGAAAAAGUGAGCAUAAACUAUGUUUUACUUUUUUUUAGGCAGUCUAUAUAUUAUAUUAUUCGAGCUCUGUUUGCAGAACGAAAAAAGGGAAGACGAAAUCCCAAUCGCCAAAAGACGUAAACACGGCAAGGACUCGGAAGAAGAGUUUCCAAUGAAUGUUCCUUUCAAAAUAGUUGACGGUAAUGUUCUAUCCUUUUUUCUCCUAUUAAUAACGAAAUUUUCAGGAGUCCGACACCUUUCUCCAUAUUGGGCCGUUUACAGAAGCCAUGCCAAGGGUCGUUGGAUUGGCAGGAAAAUGGUAGAUGUUUUCUCGCAGGAGUUCCUCUCUACCAACAAAAACUACGCGGUUUGUGUUUUAUGUCAAUUUGAAAUUAGUUAAGGAUUCAAAAGUAACCCUCACGCUCUAUACAUUUUUUUUCGGUGGUUUUCCUCUUUUUUUAAAGCGAAAAACAGGCUGGAUACAGUUCAUAAGAGAGGAAAAAAAAUAAUGUGAACCAAAAAAAGGUUACAGAAAAAAUGAGAGAGGCAGAUGAAAACUGACCCGUUUUUACUUGUUUUUUGGAUGUUUCUCAAUUUGAAAAAGUUUAUCCCUUUGGGCAUCAAAUAAGGCAUGAAGUUAAUUAUAAAAAGAAAGAAAGAGAGGACUUUUAGCGGCCAGAGACUACUUUUUUUCAAGUCUUUUUACUGUUUUUAAUAUGGUAACUUGUUGGAAAUUUUUUUGAUGAGUUACUUUUUUUCAGAAAAAUGAAUCAGGAACCUAAUUUAUUCGUGCUAGAUUAAAAUAAAGAUUUAUGAUUGUCAGUUAUAUGUUUUUCUAUUGUUUCCUUUUUACUUGAAGCCUAUUUUUUCGAAAUUCUUUCUUCAGAUAGUGAAUUCGACGUUAGGUUCCUCUUUCGAAAGUUAGCAAUAGAGCAAAGUAAUUAAGAACAAAAGAGUACUUUGGGAAAAGAAAGAGUGAACGCAUCUGAAGAUAAUCCCUAACCGGAAGAGCCAUCCCAGACGUCGGUUUAAUGGGAAAUAGAUGAAAGACCGGAUGGGAGACAACUUCAAAGAGUUGGACAGGUGACUCAGAAGUGUGAUAGUUCUUAAAAGUUUCCUUUUAGUUGAUUAGAACUCAGUGGUUCUGAGUUUCAGGAAUUAUUUUAUUUUAUCUUCAGAACUGAAGGCUUUUGCGUAUUUCAGUUUUGAACUGCGUUCCAAUACUCGUUUUGCAUUUCUAUGAAUACUAACGACGUUUCAAAUUACGAGCAAAGAACUAUGUGCACUUCUAGGGCUUUUCUUUCAGUUUUUCGAUAAUAACUUGAGAGUUGCGGAAAUAAAUACGCAAUAUUCAAUCCUUUUUAAAAGUUUUACUCGAGCUGAACAUUAGGGGCGCGCCGUAGAACAACAGGUUGUGUGCCUGUCUACGGUCCACAGGGUCACAAGUUCGAUCCCCGACUCGACCCAACCAAGGGGUUUAAGAAAUGUUGGUAGUGGGAAACCACGGCUUCAUAAUCCCCAGCCGUCACAUACAAGGACGGAUAUGUCACUCGAGCCAGUCCACUGAUUAUCACUGAUCAAGAUAGGACCUCGGCUAAUCGACUUGGGCGCCGCUCAAGCGGUACAAAGGCGUAGGAAGAAGAAGAAGAUAAUUAAGCUGAACAUAUUAUCUUAUAACCGAAAUGAUUCAAGCAAUAAAAAGGAGCCAUAUAAAUUGCUUAUUCCUGCAUUCUAGGUUAUCAAAAGAUUUUCCUUUUUUUCUUCCUGAGAACCUACACCUAUUUAUUUUUUCAGUUAAGCUCUGCAAAACAAGAUAGACUUGGUUGCCUGCAAUCCACAAAAUCCGAAAACUUUCGCGCGGUAAUCGAUUCCGAUGCGUUCCUGAAUUGGAUGAUAAACUUCAAUUUGGGGGAUAUGCUCGAGUAAAAAGUGGACUGAAUCGAGUUAGUUCCAAUAUCAAGAGGAGAAGCCUGGAAGAAUUUUUGCGUGGGAAAAAUUGAAGAGAAGGAUGAAAAAAUAUCCAAAAACACCUCCGUAGGUUAGCACCUUUUUCCCUGUUCAAAAGCGAUGUCAGGUAAUUUGCUAACAGCACGGGCUAUAUUUCUUUUUGAGAAUAUAUGAUGUGGAAAAAUAGUAAGGAGGCGAAGAAAAACUCGGGAGGAAACGAAGUUUUUGGACACGCAGAAAGUGAUACGCGUAGGCUUCCCGCGGUAAAUUUAUGAUAUGGGAAAAGGGUGUUGAGGAGUUCGGCCAAAUGAGAGAUGACAGCCGCAGAGUGCCGACGGCAUACGGUCUCUUUACUUGGGAAUUGGAGAAUUCCUCAAGUGUGCACCAUCGUGAUUUAUGCGCCUAACUCGAAAAGCCUGCGGGGUUGAAAAUCCAUUCAAGUGUGGGAUCUGCAGAUGUCGAGUAAACUCGGAACGGCGUCGUGAAUUUGAUGCGUUUCACACUUGAAACAUAAUGUGCAGUUGGUGAGGCUGCCUUGCGUGUUUCGCAUUCUGGAAGCAACGUCUUUUUCCGGAUUUUCGGUAAGAAAGAGUUACUGAAUCGUUAGGAGAAGAUUAGGCCAAGCAAACAAUCAAAUGGGUUAGUAGUGCAACGCAACGAAAAGCCGGCAACCAGUGGGAAUUCCCGAGAAGCUUUGUCCAAGACGUUGAAAACAGCAGAUGCAACGCGAGCUGGCACUUCAUUUCGGUCCAGGCAAUCCAAGACGUUUUUCGCCGCUCCCUCAUUUCCUGCGCUACGCACCUCAUAAUCGCCUCUUUAAAUGGGAUUCCCUGAUGCCAUCCUAGAAGUUCUUAUUUUUGUUUUCACUUUGUUUUUCGCAGAAUUUUUUAGGUUCAUCAAGAAUUUUUCAGUCUCGAAGAGACAUGGAAUGGUCGCAGUUCACGACAGCCAAUCAUUUUGAAGUUCAUUUUUUGGGUUAUUCUUGUUAACGAUUAUCAAUUUAUCAAUCGGAAAUCUUAUUAAUUUUGUGAACGUUGAAAAUUAUUUUUAAAAAAAAGCGAAGUUCGCUAGGUAUGAUAAAUAGCCCUUUGCAAUAGUUGUAAGUAGGUCUGCGGAGUCAAGUUAUUUUCCUGCCUCGUUUCCUUUUGUUAUGUUUUCAAAAUAUAAUUAUACUUAUAGAAAAAUCGGCUGAAUCUCAUUUUAAUUUGCGGUUUGGAAUGUUCUACAAAUUCGCUCAAAAACUCUCUCAAAGUUUGAAUGAAGAUCCCGCAUAGUCGUUCCCUGUGCAAACUUCCGGCGUUUAGAUAUGAUUUUCCAAAGUUGCGGAUGAUAAGUUUUAAGGCUAACUUUUCGAAUUUCGAAAUUAUAAAUCUCAAAAGCUAGAAGCUGAGGCGGGUUGCAACUGAGAUGGAUUUUCAUAUAAACCUUCAAAAAAUUUUUGAGCACAUAUGUGUAAAAUUCCAAAUCACGGAGUAAACUGACCUCCUUAUGGGGUUUAGUUCUGUGUCAAAGGCGAAAUUUAAAAAUUCAUAUCUCAAAUACUAGAAGUUUGCGCAGGUAGCGACUAUGAGGGACCUUCAUCUAGUCGUUCAGAGAUUGUUUGAGCAAGUUUAUAGAAAAAUCCAAACCGCAAAGUAAAAUGAGAAGGAUUUCACUGUCGAAAAAUUUUGAAGUUGCUAUAGUUAGAACCAAAGUUUUGGCUCAGUAUAUGAUCGGAUAAAGUCGAAGGACUUCAGAAGGUGGCAUGUAAGCUGGGGAGGAUUUUCGUGAAUGGAGUGCAAACUGUAGACUGCGACUACGUGAUGACAAGCCGCGACUACAUUGAGCACUACGCCCACAGACACGAACAUCCGGUCAGUCAUUAUGCAAAAGUUUUAAUCAAAAGAAAGUCAUGAGGGUAUAGUCAAAAUGCUGUAAAAAAAAAAGCAGAAACAUCCCUAUUCAGACGAUUUUUUGAAGAUUUUUUUUUCUCACUAAUCCAUUUCAUUUAAAUCUAGAAUUCUUCCCGACCAUUUUCACUUUUCGAUAUUCACGUAUUCUUAAAGUUUUGUAAGUACAGGUGCGCGACAUGCCCAUAAAAGUGAUCAGCGAGUCGGACGACCUGCUGGUGGUGGACAAGCCGCCGUCGUUGCCGGUGCACGCUUGCGGGCAGUACGCCAUUCACACGGUUCUGGGACAGCUCCGGGUCAAUGAAGGUCGGACAGGGCUCAGAGGUUCGCCCAAUCUCUUCUCCUUUGAAACAUCUUCUUUCCAAGAAAAAAUGAUGCACUUUUUCUUAAAGUUAGUUUUCAACCACAACUUCCUUUGAUACCGAAGAUAUUUCCCAUUUUUUUUUGAUUUUGAUUCGACGGACACCACAGUACGGUUUUUUCUACGUACGGUUAAAAAAAAUUAUUUCGAUUUUUUUUUUCAAUUAAAAACAAUUAAUUGACGAUCCAGCUUUUUCCCCCUUUCUUUUUAUUUGCGUUUUCAAAAAUGAAAUAAUAAAUAUUUUUGGGUAAGCUCCAUUUUUUUCACGUCCAUUUCAGUACUUCAUCGUUUGGAUCGAACGACGUCAGGAAUCUUGAUGUUUGCAAAAAACUAUGAAACUGAUCUCGAGGUAAAACGAAACUUAGAUCCGGAUCAAUAAAAAAGGGUUUAGUUCAAAAGCACGUUGAAGCAAGGCGACUGGACGAAGGAGUACGUCUGCAGAGUCGAAGGAGCCUUUCCCGAGUAUGCGUCGCCUGUAACUUCUGGCUCGGCAAAUCCAACUCUGGAGCUGUUUCAGAGAAGAACUUACUUGCGACGAACCCAUCGCUCCGUUGGUCCUCUCGAUGGGAAUCCAGUGCGUUCGUAAAGACGGCAAGUCUGCGCACAGCUCCUUCAAGUACGGACUUUCUUCGAAUUCCGUGCAUUUGGAAUUUUCGCAAAAUAAAUAUACGUUCUUACAUAAAAUUGCUCUUUUCUCCGCUUUUCUGCUCUCAGGGACUUUUUCAGGCGGCUGUGGACUGACGGGAACGAAUCGGUCGUUUUGGUGAAGAUAACCACCGGCCGAACUCAUCAAAUUCGAGUUCAUUCACAGUUUUUAGGUUUUCAAGGUACUUCCUCCUAUAUUCGAAUAAUACUCCAGGUUAUCCGAUAGUCGGGGAUAAGAUCUACAACUCGACGGUUUGGGGCGAAACUAAAGGAAAGAGUGCCGCAUACGGGAAGCCUUUCGAUGAGGUGAAUCGAACUUUUUCCAAUCUCUCAUUUUAUAUCUUCAGUUGUGUCAAGACGUUCAAGCUGCCCACAAAAGCCAAAACUGGCAUGAAAAAGUGGAUCCAGAAUACGAGGCGCGGAUGGAAAAAAUGGCUUCUGAGAAGGUUUUUUGGCUUUUUCUUCCCUAUUUCUUCUUUUAUCUUUUGCAAAAGUGUUUGUUCGGAAGAGGACAAACAAAUUUCAAGAAUUUUUCGAGAUGGAAUAUUUUUUUAGUUCCAUUUCAGCUUAUGAAAGUCUUUUGCGCCUUUGGAAUCUUGAGCAUGGAUUUUUGAACAGACAUUCCUCAAUUAGAGCGAAAUAAAAUUUUAGUCCGCUUUUACCUGAAUCUCAUAACAAUAGUUUGCAGUUGGAACCGGAACCGAAAAAUUUGCCGAAGGAAAACCGUCCCGACUACGACCCCAUCUGCCUCAAUUGCAACGUCAUCUCCAAAUCGGUAUCUUAUAAUCAGCUUUAGAAAUAAGAAAAAACAAAACAAAAAAGAUCUGAAAAUGUUUUCAUUUCGUUGAGAAUCCUUCUCUUCUCACACAGGAAACUUUAGUUAGGAUUGAAUAGAAUCGCAAUUCCGAGGGACUUGUCCAGACACUCCGUGGAAAAUCGAGUUUUCAGGUGCCUCCUGGUCAUUAUCAGCUUUUUUUGCAUUGUCUGCGGUACGAGACCGAAAAGUGGAGCUACAAAACUGAGCUGCCGGAUUGGGCAGUGCAACCAUCGGAAAAAGUACCCCUUGUUUGUUGA